Molecule: messenger RNA, 2589 nt
Organism: Harmonia axyridis
Lineage: Eukaryota; Metazoa; Arthropoda; Insecta; Coleoptera; Coccinellidae
Gene: YME1L
Product: ATP-dependent zinc metalloprotease YME1L
Exons: 9
Coding region: 143-2311 (722 amino acids)
Biological process (GO): mitochondrion organization; protein quality control for misfolded or incompletely synthesized proteins
Cellular component (GO): mitochondrial inner membrane
Molecular function (GO): metalloendopeptidase activity; ATP binding; ATP hydrolysis activity
Source: RefSeq, a predicted model, not a curated record
AUUCCACAAUCCGCUCGCACUGUCAAAAAAUAAAACUGAACAAACAUCUGAAAUUGUCAUAAAAAUUUAUUUCUAUUUUUUGUUAUAAAUUAAUAGUCAAUCAUAUUUUCAUCAACUCCAUCCCAUGUAAAAUAUAAUAAAUAUGUUUUCCCUCCAAAAUCAGAAUCAAGCAAUACUUACUCUUUCCCAAUUUUCCUCUAAAAUAAAUUCACGACAGAAUGCAUAUCUGAAGAAAAAGUCAACAAAUAAGAAAGAAGAUGUAACGUUUAUCUGCUUGGAUAGCUUUAUGGAAACUUUGAAAAAAGCUGACUUUUCAUUUGCAAAAUACUUCAACAUCAAAGCUCUCACUGAGAAUCAUAUUUUACAUAAAUUUAGAGUUUCUUAUAUAUCUUUCGAUAGCUUUUUAGAAAACAAACGUGGUAUCUGUGAGAAAGAGCUUAUAGAUGAUCUGCCUUCAUUGUUAUUCAAUGAUAAAUCUAAAGAGAUUAAGAAGCUAAAUAAUAUUUCUAUUUUGAGCAGUCCUUCAAGUAUAGAUUGUUAUGUAAAAAAAUUUGAUAUGCAAAUUAGGGGAUUCAAGACAGACAGAACUGUAGAAGCAGAAUUAGUAAGGAAUCCAUCACUUUUAAGAAGAUUAAAAGUUGUAUUUGGAAUGCAACAUUCUACACAGGUUGAUUCAUCAAAACCUCCCAAAGAUAUUACUUCAAAUAAUGAACGAUUAAAACACAUUUUAACUAAUGAAGCACAAAAUAUAACAGAUGGUGAGAAGGAAAGACUCAAAAUAGCCUUUGCAGAAGGAUAUUUACUUGGAAAUAAUCCAAAGUCUGGAAAAGCUGCUAAAUAUUUUAAAGUAGUACAACAGGUUUUAACUGUGGCAAUAUUCUUUGCUAUCAUCAUUAGUUUAAUGGCAAGUGCCAGUGGCUCUUCAUUCAGGAUACAAUUAGGCAAUCAAUUGGAAGUGGAUCCUGAAGAAAUACAUGUUAAAUUUAGUGAUGUAAAAGGAGCAGAUGAAGCCAAGAAAGAAUUGAAAGAUGUUGUAGAGUUCCUUAAAAAUCCAGAUAAGUUUUCAAAUCUUGGUGCUAAAUUACCUAAGGGAGUUUUAUUAGUAGGCCCACCAGGAACUGGAAAGACACUUUUAGCAAGAGCAGUUGCUGGAGAAGCUGGGGUGCCAUUUUUCCAUGCUGCUGGACCAGAGUUUGAUGAAGUGUUAGUAGGACAAGGAGCGCGUAGAGUUCGAGAUUUAUUCAAAUCUGCAAAGGAAAGAGCACCUUGUGUGGUAUUUAUCGAUGAAAUUGAUUCUGUUGGUGCAAAACGUACAAAUAGUGUAUUACAUCCUUAUGCAAAUCAAACUAUCAAUCAACUUCUGAGUGAAAUGGAUGGCUUCCAUCAGAAUGAAGGGGUGAUAGUGUUAGGUGCAACCAAUCGUCGAGAUGACUUGGACCAAGCACUUCUACGUCCUGGAAGAUUUGAUGUAGAAGUCACUGUUCCUACUCCCGAUUUUAUAGGAAGGAAAGAAAUAUUGAGCUUAUAUCUUAGUAAAAUUCUGUCGAAAGAUAUAGAUGUAGAUCUGUUAGCAAGAGGUACCACAGGAUUCACUGGAGCAGAUUUAGAAAACAUGGUGAAUCAGGCAGCUUUAAGGGCUGCUGUAGAUGGCGCUGAAUCAGUUAAUAUGAAGUACUUAGAAUCUGCACGAGAUAAGGUCCUGAUGGGGCCUGAGAGAAAAUCAAGAAUACUUGAUCCAGAAGACAAUAUCAUCACAGCUUACCAUGAAGGUGGACAUGCUAUUGUAGCUUAUUUCACCAAAGAAAGUCAUCCUCCCCACAAAGUAACAAUAAUUCCUAGAGGCCCUAGCUUAGGACACACAGCUUAUAUUCCAGAGAAAGAACGAUAUCAUACCACAAAAUCUCAGCUUCUGGCUAUGAUGGACACUAUGAUGGGAGGAAGAGCUGCAGAAGAGUUGAUUUUUGGACCAGAGAAAAUAACUUCAGGUGCUAGCUCGGAUCUUCAAAAGGCUACUUCCAUAGCUACCCAUAUGGUUAAAGAAUGGGGUAUGUCGGAGAAAGUUGGUCCAAGAACAUUACCUGAAAGAAAAUCUUUUGAUGCAGAAACAAUUGGACCUGCUACUAACGAAUUAGUGGAUAAUGAAAUCAGGAGGUUGCUUUCAGAAAGUUAUGAAAGAGCUAAAAACAUUCUUCGAACACAUGCUAAAGAGCAUAAAGCUUUAUCUGAAGCGUUGAUGAAAUAUGAAACAUUAGAUGCCGAUGAUAUAAAAGCUAUUGUGACAGACAAAAUACCUAACAUUGAGAAAGCAUAAUGGUGAUAUCAAAUUGAUUUAUGAGAGAAAAAUCUGUCUAUAAAAUCGUUAUAUAAACCUAUUAUUUCCUUUGGAGUUAUAAAACUGUAAAAAGAAAUUUUGUAGAAGGCUAAUUUGCCUUUUUGAAACGAAUAAACUUGGAAGUUUUCUGAAAAUUAUUAUAACUGAAAAUGAAAUAUUAUUAUAACUGUGCACUACAAUAAGAUUCAAUUUGAAAUAAAUAAUUUGAUUAUAGUAAUAAAGGAUCUUCAAGUUUCAGAAAAACUUGAAAAUAUUUA